Molecule: messenger RNA, 897 nt
Organism: Penicillium oxalicum
Lineage: Eukaryota; Fungi; Ascomycota; Eurotiomycetes; Eurotiales; Aspergillaceae
Exons: 3
Coding region: 1-897 (298 amino acids)
Source: RefSeq, a predicted model, not a curated record
AUGAUCUCGCAUCCCGGCAUCCUCACACCCAUCUCGCUCCCGGAUAAUUCAUUUCGACCCAGUCCAGCUCUCAGUCACCACUCCCACUCCCAGGACUAUUCCUCGCAGGAAUAUCGAUACGGUAUCAACGACACACUUCAACCACAGGGUCUCGGUAUCACGGCGCCAUUUCCCAGUGAAUAUCCUCGAACCUCAGCACCGGCCUCCAAUUAUGUAUACGCUCCACACGAUCACCAGUAUGCCAUGGGCUACACGCCCACUAUCUCGCCCUCACUGCCGCCACCCAAAAGGGUGAAGCGAACGGGCUCGGAUGCGCAAGGGGUCUCUCGAAAUACUAGUGCCCCUCUCACCAUUCUCCCUGACCCGGAAGGUGUAGAGCGCCUCCAGCGAGAGCGCAGUUACAGCACGCCAGGUCCGGCUGUGAUGCCGCCGAAGCCUCGUGCGCCGGGUCGAGGUCGUAGAGACCCAAAAGCAGAGGAAGAAGACGCCUUUGUUGAGGAACUUCGGGAGAAGCACGUGGCGUGGAAGGUGAUUCGUGAGAAAUUCUACGAAAAAUUCAACAAUGAUGCCAGCGAGGCCCGCCUGCAAAUGCGAUUGCUCCGCCGGCGGAAAGAAAGGCAGGCACGUUGGGAAGAGCACGAUGUCCGGCUCCUCCUGUCGGCUUCCGCUAUGUGGGAGAUCAAGAAGUACCAAUUCAUCGCUAAAAAGAUGAAAGAUUUGGGAUCAACGAAAGAAUACACACCCGAGCAAUGCCGGACACAAUUACGGUAUAUCGAAGCCAAACAAAGACAUGGAAAAUCUGGGAGCACGUCCCCAUCAUUCGCGUCGGAUGAUGCCGAGUCCCCCUUUGAUGGCCCAUCAGAACCGCGCAAACGUGGUUUUCAGGAAUUGGAAUGA